Molecule: messenger RNA, 1218 nt
Organism: Penicillium daleae
Lineage: Eukaryota; Fungi; Ascomycota; Eurotiomycetes; Eurotiales; Aspergillaceae
Exons: 1
Coding region: 1-1218 (405 amino acids)
Biological process (GO): glucan catabolic process
Cellular component (GO): cell surface; extracellular region
Molecular function (GO): glucan exo-1,3-beta-glucosidase activity
Source: RefSeq, a predicted model, not a curated record
AUGCGUUCCCUCAUCUGGCUUGCCACUCUGGCAUCUAUCCACACCACUUUCGCCUCCCCACUCGCUUCAAACCCAUCUUCCAACUCACCCAAUGGGCAUGACCCCAAGAGCACUGGCUACAUCAACUGGCGCACCUUCACCGGCUACGGCGUCAACCUGGGCGGUUGGCUCGAACAAGAAUCCACCAUCGACACCCGCUGGUGGGCUACCUACGGCGUCAACGCCUCCGACGAAUGGACCAUCUGCGCAAACCUAGGGUCCGCGUGCUCGGCCGUUUUCGAGAAGCGCUACGAAACCUACAUUACCCCCGCAGACAUUGACACUCUCGCCGCCGCCGGUGUCUCCAUCCUGCGGAUCCCGACUACCUAUGCAGCCUGGGUGCGCGUGCCGGGCUCACAGAUGUACUCGGGUAACCAGCAGAAGCACCUGCGCCGAAUUGCGGAGCACGCGACCCAGAAGCACGGCAUGCGCGUCGUGAUCGACCUCCACUCUCUGCCUGGCGGCACGAAUGGACUCGAUAUCGGCGAGAAGGUCGGCAACUGGGGGUGGUGGCACAAUGAGACUGCGCUGGCGUGGUCGCUGCGUGCGGUUGACGCCGUUGCUGCCUUCGUGCAGUCCUCCAGCAGCCCGCAGAGCUACACGAUCGAGCCCAUCAACGAGCCAGCGGACAACAGGGAUCUGUCGCAGUUCGGAACCGCCGCCGCCCUGACCGAGGACGGAGCUACUUGGCUGCUGAAGUACUUCAAUGCUGUCAUUGCGCAUGUGAAGAAGAUCAAUGCCAAGAUCCCCGUUAUGUUGCAGGGUAGCUUCAAGACGGAGCAGUACUGGUCUCCCCAUUUCGACGCCUCCGAGAACAUUGUAUUCGAUCUGCACCAUUACUAUUUCCAGUAUCCCGAGGCGACGAGUGCGAACAUUACUGAGUACAUUUGCAAGGAUGCCAAGCAGUCUGCUGGUGAUGGCAAGUUCCCUACUUUUGUGGGUGAGUGGGCGCUGGAGACUGGUGGGGAGAAUGUGCUGAGUCUGCGGAAGAACAAUCUUCAUGCUGGAUUGUCGGCGUGGGCGCAGUACACUCGUGGCAGUUCGUAUUGGAAUGCCAAGUUUGAGAGCAAUGCUACUAUUGUGGGAGAGGGUGUGAAACAGGACUACUGGAGCUUUGAGGAGUAUAUUGCGAAUGGGUUCUUGAAGGGUGAUGUGUUGGUGAAGGAUUACUGCAAAUAG